Aspergillus caelatus is the source of this 1095-nucleotide messenger RNA. Its product is annotated as PTH11-like integral membrane protein. Bases 1 to 1095 code for a protein of 364 amino acids. The record is from RefSeq and is a predicted model, not a curated record. Lineage: Eukaryota; Fungi; Ascomycota; Eurotiomycetes; Eurotiales; Aspergillaceae. The transcript has 6 exons.
AUGGACGAAAUACUGCCACAUAUUCUAUUUCCUCGGGAUGAUGACGAUGGAGUUUCGCGGGGACAACGUGCACUGGUGGUGACAGCCGUGCUAACUGCCAUUUCUAUUCUCAUCGUUGGUAUGCGGAUGUAUGCUAGGAUCGGCUUGCUGAAAAUGAUCGGUCGCGAAGACUACACCAUUCUAUUUUCUCUGGUUCUUGCUAUUGUCUACUUAGCUUUAGUUGCUGCCGAGGUACAUUUUGGCCUCGGCAAGCAUAAUUCCGCCCUAUCUGAUGAAGAAUUGAAACAACAAUUGAAGCGACUUUGGGCGGCCAUUCCUAUGUACAAUGCUAGUCUCGCAUUCACCAAAUUCUCGAUUCUUUUCCAAUAUCUCCGUAUCUUCCCUGACCGUCGAUUCCGUACUGCUUGCUGGGUCGUGAUGGGUAUUGUCGCGUUGUACGGGACUUGGGCUGUUGUGAGUGGCUACGUGAACUGCGUUCCUGUGGCCAAGUUCUGGGAUCGAACGAUGCCUGGCUCGUGUCUGAGCUUCGAGGGCGUUUGGUUUUUCAAUGCAUCAAUGAAUAUCGUAACCGACCUCACGCUCCUCAUCAUGCCGAUGCCUCUUCUCUCCCAACUACAGCUCCCGCGCUUACAGAAAUUUGCCCUCAUGGGUGUUUUCGCCAUCGGUGGACUGGUCGUCAUAACCAGCAUCCUGCGACUUUCUAGUCUCCGCUCAGUCGCGAAUGAUCCCGACACAUCCUACAGCAACGUGGGCGCUGCGUACUGGACUGCAGCGGAGUGCAAUGUGGCCAUCAUCUGCGCCUGUCUUCCCUUCCUGCGGCCGAUUGUCAGCUGCCUGUUCCCCAAGCUCCUGUCGACUCACAGCUACAACCGCUACACCCGGAAUCCAACCGCUACUGCCACCACUCGGUCUCGAGUAACCCGGAUGCAGCUGCCCUCGCAAAAUGACGAUUUCGGCAUGUGCACGAUCGAUAUCGAGCACGGCGAAAGGAAACCUGACGCGUUCAAGGGCAUCGAAGUGACCACGGAGAUGUACCAAGAAACCUCCAAAUACGACGAAUCAACCAGUCAACGAAGACUCGUCAUGGAACAAUGA